Messenger RNA from Mercenaria mercenaria, 1456 nucleotides. RefSeq lists its product as uncharacterized. The coding region runs from base 258 to 1331 and encodes 357 amino acids. The transcript is spliced from 2 exons. Lineage: Eukaryota; Metazoa; Mollusca; Bivalvia; Venerida; Veneridae. The record is from RefSeq and is a predicted model, not a curated record.
GUAAAAAUACUUUAUACGAAUAUGGACGAUUUUCGAAAUCUAAUUUCAUUUCUUAUCUAAACUGAGAGAUAAGUUUUAACAAACUAACAGCAAUAAUGAUGCCCAUUUAUUGCUAACAUGCAAACAUGCAAUAAUUCAAGUGCUAUCUUUUAAAUGGUGUAAAACAAACUUGAUGCACUGGUGCAGUAAGUGUUCAAGCGGACGGAUUGGGUUUUAAAAUAAUAUCUAUUUGGCGUACUCAAGGAAGGGGUUAGAAAAUGGUCCGCUGUAUUCAGACAAUGCAAACAAAAGGAAUUUGGAUUCUUAUUUUCUGUGUGUUUGCGUCUUCAGUCUACGUCGUGCUUGAAAUGGAUGUAGUUAUAUAUCCAAAACCCUUUCCAUCGUUUAGACUUUUAGGACGCAAAAUAUCAGUGACAGAAGAUGGACUCAAAAGAAAUCGAACCGAUGACAAUUCAACUUCCAGUACAGAUGGUUUAAAUAUAAACAAAGACGUUUAUUUUGGGGAAACUCCUCAUAAUGUAUCUGACAAACAGAGCCAACAUAACAUGGCUUCGAACACCACAGAAAAUAGCAACCAGAAUGCUUUUCCAUUGAAUUUUAGUGUUGCAAAUAAUGAUAGCGUACAACUCAAUAAAAGUGCCAUUAGAGUUGGUAUUUUAAUACCAUCCUCAACGAAAGGAAUUAAAAAUCCACUUCUAGAACAGUUUAGUUUAGCGAAGAUUUGCAUACCGUCUAUAUACAAAACUAUAGAAGAGGAGUAUACGUAUAUCAUAUACGUUGGAAUUGAUAAAGGUGAUUAUUUAGAAACUGUUAAAGAUGAACUGGAAACAAUGUUUGAUAAAGUUAAAGCUGUUGUGACCCGUGGUAGAACAUUUACAAGAACUAUCAAUGCAAUAGCACGAGUAGCUUAUGAAGAUGGCAUGGAUUAUUUAGUUCGUAUUAACGAUGAUAGUUCCUUUGAAACUAAGAACUGGACGUCAAUAGGAAUUUCAUCCCUACUACACUAUUCUCCGCCAAAUGUAGGUGUCGUUGGACCCACAUGCCAUGAAGGAAACCGUCGUAUAUUGACACACGAUAUGGUUCAUCGUACACAUUUAGAAAUUUUCGAUUUUUAUUAUCCUCCUUAUUUCGACAACUGGUGGGCUGACGACUGGAUCACAAAGGUUUACAAACCAGAACGAUCAGCUAAAUUAUCCGCAUGGGUUGUCAAACAUCAUUUAAAAACACACGGCAGUAGAUAUGAUGUUGACUAUAAGAAAGAAGCUCGACUUACAAAAAUUCUAACGUUUGAUAAAGAAAGAUUAAAUGAAUAUCUUUUAAAGCUAAACUAAUUAACAAUAUAUUUUUAAUUAGUUUAGCUUUAAAAGAUUAUUCUUCUUUCUACUGUACUACAUGAUUACUCGAUACCAACUGUUAAAAUAAGCUAUCAGGACUGACAGAAAUCAGUUUCUCUGCA